Messenger RNA from Geodia barretti, 1002 nucleotides. The record is from the annotation of a GenBank genome assembly. NCBI's taxonomy places the organism in Eukaryota, Metazoa, Porifera, Demospongiae, Tetractinellida, Geodiidae.
AUGAAGUACGGUGUAACCCUCCUCCCCAGUUCCUUUGAAUCCUUCCGUCGCCACGUUCGUCUUGCCGAGGCCGUCGGCUUCGACUAUAUCGGCGUCGCGGAUUCCCAGUCCCUCUUUCGCGAACUCUUCGUAUCGCUGGCCGUGGCGGCCACCGAUACCUCCCGCGUCCAUCUCGGCCCGUCGGUCACCAAUCCGCUGACCCGCCAUCCCGCGGUGACUGCCUCGGCCAUUGCCUCGCUCCACGAGCUAUCGGAAGGCCGGGCCUUCCUGGGCAUCGGCACCGGUGACAGCGCGAUCCUGAAUCUCGGCCUGCGGCCAGCCCGCCUGCGCGCCCUCGGGGACUACGUCGCCGCCGUCCGCGCCUUCCUGGCCGGCGAACACGCUGAAUAUCUCGGGCGCGAAGCCCACGUCCGCUGGAGCAGCGAACCCGUGCCCAUCAUGAUGUCCGCCGAGGGCCCGCGUACUCUGAAGAUGGCCGGCGCAAUCGCCGAUCGCGUCAUGAUCCACACCGGACUCACGCCGGAAAUACUGGCCGACACCGCAUCGCGUAUCCGCGAAGGCGAGACCGACGCCGGCAAGGCGGCCGGAUCCACUGAAGUCUGGGCUUUCGCCAAGUGCAACAUCGCCGACGAUCAUGCCGCAGCCAUCAACGAAAUCCGCAUGGCCCUGGCCGCCAGCGCGCACCACGCGUUCCGUUUCACCCUCGAAGGCAAGCACGUCCCGCCGGAACUCCACGAGGCGAUGCAGAUCAUUCAGGGAGAGUACGUCCCCGCCGAGCAUGAGCAGGUCGGCCAAACCCGCAAUGCCGCGCUCUCCGAUGAGCUCGGCGUUACCGACUACCUCGCCGACCGGUUCGCCGUCGUCGGCACCCCGGAAGAGUGUCGAGCCAAGGCCGCGCAGAUCGCCGCAUCCGGCGCUGACGUGUUGCAGAUUACCGCCAUCAGUCACGACCCGGCCGACAUCAUCCGUCGCUUCGGCGAGGAAGUCAUCGCCAAAAGCUAA